ACUGUUUUGUUUAAGCGUUGGUCGGAAUACCGAAAAGUAAAAGAGAAUCGAAUCGAAUCGGAUCGAUUGAUCAUAGAGGAGAAGAGAUAGAGAGAAAGAAGAAGAAAGUAUCUCUCUUUUUUGUUUCCUCCGAAGUCAGUGAGAGAGAGAAGAAGAAGAAACGUUUGAGUUCUGAUGAGUUCUGGAGGAGGAAUCGUGGCUGGACCAACAGGAGCAGCAUCAGCUCCUUCAAGCGGAGGUGGAAACGUGGAGUGGCACGUCAGACCACCGAACCCUAAAAAUCCAGUCGUCUUCUUCGACGUCUCUAUUGGUGGUAUCCCCGCCGGUCGUAUCAAGAUGGAGCUUUUCGCCGACAUUGCCCCCAAAACAGCUGAAAACUUCAGGCAGUUCUGUACUGGUGAACUCAGAAAGGCUGGGAAGCCUCUUGGUUACAAAGAGUGUCAGUUUCACAGAGUCAUCAAAGAUUUUAUGAUUCAAAGUGGUGACUUUCUCAAGAAUGAUGGGAGUGGAUGCAUGUCAAUCUAUGGCCACAAGUUCGAUGAUGAAAACUUUACUGCCAAACAUACUGGACCAGGAUUGCUCUCCAUGGCAAAUAGUGGACCAGACACAAAUGGGUGCCAGUUCUUCAUCAGCUGUUCAAAAUGCGACUGGCUUGACAACAAGCAUGUUGUCUUUGGGAGAGUGCUUGGAGAUGGUUUACUGGUGGUGCGGAAGAUUGAGAACGUUGCUGUUGGACCAAACAACCGUCCUAAGCUUUCUGUUGUGAUUACAGAGUGUGGGGAGAUGUGAAAUGCUUUAGCCAUGAGAAAAAAGAACUUAGAGCACUGUCUUCUGAAGGAGGGAAUGUAGUGAGAGGCCAAAGCUAUAGUUAUACGUUUGUCAUUUAGUUUUUUUCACUUUAGUUGUCAUCAUUUCCCAAAGCAAAACCACUUGUGAACGUUGGUUUGGAGAUCAAUAACUUAUGAGUGAAAAUGAGCCAUUUUAUA
Molecule: messenger RNA, 986 nt
Organism: Brassica napus (rape)
Lineage: Eukaryota; Viridiplantae; Streptophyta; Magnoliopsida; Brassicales; Brassicaceae
Product: peptidyl-prolyl cis-trans isomerase CYP22
Exons: 7
Coding region: 175-789 (204 amino acids)
Biological process (GO): protein peptidyl-prolyl isomerization
Cellular component (GO): intracellular membrane-bounded organelle
Molecular function (GO): peptidyl-prolyl cis-trans isomerase activity
Source: RefSeq, a predicted model, not a curated record